GUCUGCUCUUGCUGAGAAAAAACAAACCAACUCAGAGCUAAAGACGCCUUUGGCCGUCACAGCUCGUUCUGUCUCGCUCGCGCAGAGAUGAGCAGCAUCGGGGGCGAAGAGGAGAGAGAGGCGAUCUCGAGUGUCUUGGCGGUCGUCGACGAGCUCUACCGCAUACGCGACACCUAUUUCCCACGGAAUCCGGAGGAGAAGACCUCCAGGCUUCGAGCCCUAGUUGACACUGCGCUCUCCCUUCUCGAUUCACUUCCCGCAGACCAGAGGAAGUCAUCACUACAGCGUGCAAAUUAUGAAUAUUUGAGAGGAAAAAUACUAGACGUGUUUCCUGACUAUAGAAAAGAAGCAGAAGACCAUUUGUCAAAAGCUGUUAAGUUAAAUCCAUCUCUUGCAGAUGCUUGGUUAAGCUUGGGUAAUUGCAUUUGGAAGAAAGGAGAUCUUCCAUCUGCAAAAAACUGCUUUUCUUUAUCACUAAGCAAGGGGCCUAACAAGAAAAUUCUUUGCCAGCUUUCAAUGCUUGAAAGAAGUAUGGCUCAAGGUACAGAAAAUAAAGCUGCUUCAAUUGAAGAAAGCAUAACACACGCGAGAGAAGCUGUACAAUUGGAUAUCAGGGAUGGAAAUUCUUGGUACAACCUUGGAAAUGCAUGUCUUACAAGUUUUUUCGUGACCGGUACAUGGGACCAUGCAAAGUUACAACAGGCAUUGAAAGCUUAUCAAAAUGCUGAGAAGGAUGCACUGAUGCACUCUAAUCCUGACCUUUAUUUCAAUUGUGCUUCUGCAAAUAAGUAUCUCGAAAACUAUGAAAGGGCCCUCCAUGGGUUUGAAGCUGCCUCUUUAAGGGAUCCUGGCCUCAAUGCUGAAAGUGAAGCUCAAAAGAUAGUUAGCCUUCUGGAAAAAAUAGAGAGUUCUAUGAAGGUGAUGACUAGAGCUAAACGAUUAGCAUCACUAGUAUCAAGCUUAGAUGAAAUUAGUUUGAAAUCAUCACACAGAAAAGUUAGCAUUAAUACUUUAAAGGAGGGGCUCAACAAAGCGGUUGCAGUAAUUGGGAAAAUACUACUCUUCAUCAAGCAUGAGGAUAUUGCCCCAUUGGUGGAGAAAAUUCACUCUCAAAUUACUAGCCACGUCAUCAUUAGAAGAAUCACCAUGGAAGGGAAUCAAAUGCUUCGCAUUAAAAACAUUGACAAUGCGAAUAUUACUAGGCAGCUUCAAACGAUACACAUUGAGUGUGGACCAUCGCCUUGCUGCAAUGACAACAAAUCCCUCGAUGCUAAACUGAAUAAACCACCUAGAAUGGGCUGA
Zingiber officinale is the source of this 1302-nucleotide messenger RNA. Its product is annotated as tetratricopeptide repeat protein 5-like. Gene Ontology annotation, molecular function: protein binding. Lineage: Eukaryota; Viridiplantae; Streptophyta; Magnoliopsida; Zingiberales; Zingiberaceae. The record is from RefSeq and is a predicted model, not a curated record. The transcript is spliced from 12 exons. The coding region runs from base 88 to 1302 and encodes 404 amino acids.